AUGGCCUUUAAGAAAAAAAAAGCAGCCCCCACGUCCCGGCGCCUGCGCACUAAGCGCGCCGCGCGGCCGCUUUCCCGCGGAAAGGAGCGACGGCCACGCCGCGGGGCGGGGCGCCAGUGGCCGUGCCCUCGCCGGAUGCGAAACGAGACGGCGGUGAGUGCCGCCAUUUUCUUUGCGGGCAAAGACCGGGAGCAGUUAGGGGCCUCAUUCUGUGCCGUUAAGCGGGUGGGGGGCCAUGGCCCGCGGCCUCAGCACUUGGGUGACGUGGAACGAGGGUCCCCGCUUUGGGGGCUGACUUCUAGUGACACGUCGAGGCUUGCCCAGGCGGGGCGAGGGACGCCGCCUGGGCCCCGGAUGUGCACGGUAUUACUGCGAGGGUCCAGGGGACGUCCGGGCUGUGCCCGCGUUUCUCACCGCGGCGCCUCCGCGGGAAGCGCCCUCGGCGUCCACCCGCGCGGAGAGCCGGCCCGGCGGCGGGUGUGGGGAGCGUGGUGCCGGAGGAGGGAGGGACCCGGCCGCCGCCCAGCCUCCACGGUGGGCUCGGGGCGGGAGGGGCGCGGGCGGCGCUGCCCGGAGACGUGGCGGGAGCUCGGCGAGACGGCCCGGAGCUCCCGGCGGGCGGAGCGCGGGAACGCUGCUGCUCGCGGCCUCGGGGGCCGUCGGAUCCCGUCGGCGUCGGCUGCGCUCCGGCAGCCUCGUGGCUGCUUUUCGGGGUUCGGGGAGGCGCUCCCCUCGGGGCCGGGGAGGGAGCUACCCCCGCACCUCCCCUGCGUCCCGGGCGGCCGGUUACGUGGCGGAGCCCGCCCCGCCGGUGAUCCCGGAGCUGGGCGGAGAAGGGCCGGGCGGCGGGAAGGGCAAGGCGUCCGUCGGACGGCGGCGGAGGAGGACGAGGAGCGCCGCGCGGCCGCCUGGACACCAGGGCCCUGGCUGAGUGUUUGUGUUCCAGCUCUCGGGGUGCUCGGCGCCGGGGGCCGUUUGCUGGAAGUUGGAGCUGUCCUCCCGCAGAACCGGCACGGGGAGCGGGAGAGUAGACCCCUUCGUUACGAAGUUUAUGCCUUAAAAUACUUGAAGUCUGGCUUUUUGAUAUGCUCCCUCGGUAAAUGUAAGAGUUUUCAAAAUGCAAACCUGAAGCAAUGGAACGUUUCUGUUUAAACUUUGUUUGCAACUCCUCGGAUGAGAAGAUUGAAUUUAUAGUUCAAUGCACUAUUGAGAUUUUUUCAAAUGAGGCAAAUAAAUUCUUUCUAUAUUG
Messenger RNA from Myotis myotis, 1249 nucleotides. RefSeq lists its product as uncharacterized. The coding region runs from base 1 to 1152 and encodes 383 amino acids. NCBI's taxonomy places the organism in Eukaryota, Metazoa, Chordata, Mammalia, Chiroptera, Vespertilionidae. The transcript is spliced from 4 exons. The record is from RefSeq and is a predicted model, not a curated record.